AGGGUAUUACCGAAGUUCACUUCUAGCCAUCAUGUUCACAGGUAUCGUGGAAGAAAUCGGGACCGUCACCGAGCUCAACCCCCAGGACGAGACAGGCGGGACCUCCCUCAAAGUCACCCUUCCCGAGAAGUCCGAGCUCCUCUCGGACGCGCACCUGGGAGAUUCCAUCGCCAUCAACGGCGUCUGCCUGACCCUCACAUCCUUCAACCCCUCGGGACCCCCCUCCUUCACCGUCGGCAUCGCUCCCGAGACCCUACGCGUCACGAACCUCGGCGCCCUCACCACCGGCGGGCGCGUCAACCUCGAGCGUGCCGUCCGCGCCGACACCCGCAUGGGCGGCCAUUUCGUGCAAGGCCACGUCGACACCACGGCCGAGAUCCUCUCCGUCACGCCGGACGGCAACGCCCUGACCUUUCGCUUCAAGCCCCGGGAUCGCAGCUUCCUUCGCUACAUCGUCCACAAGGGCUUCAUCGCCAUUGACGGCACGAGCUUGACGGUCACCCGCGUCGACGACAACGAGAGUUGGUGGGAGGUCAUGCUCAUCAGCUACACGCAGUCCAAGGUCGUCGUCGCCGACAAGAAGCCCGGUGAGACCGUCAACAUCGAGGUCGACAUGAUGGCAAAGUAUGCCGAGAAGAGCAUGGCUGCCUUCUUUGCAUCCCAUGCGUCGUAAUGCUGUAAUGAGAGCAAUCAAAGGCGAAAAUAGAACAGGGCGACGGUGGAUUUUCUGAAUUUUCUCAAAGUCGAUUCAUAGCCACGAAUAAUAAUGACCUUUGUCG
Messenger RNA from Sodiomyces alkalinus F11, 779 nucleotides. RefSeq names its product riboflavin synthase. Gene Ontology annotation, molecular function: riboflavin synthase activity. Bases 32 to 673 code for a protein of 213 amino acids. NCBI's taxonomy places the organism in Eukaryota, Fungi, Ascomycota, Sordariomycetes, Glomerellales, Plectosphaerellaceae. Gene Ontology annotation, biological process: riboflavin biosynthetic process. The transcript is spliced from 2 exons. The record is from RefSeq and is a predicted model, not a curated record.